CCGCGCGCCGCCGGGCCAAUGAGCCCGGGCACCUCCCUCUCACGUGCCCGCCCCCGCCCCCGCCCCCAGGCGGCUCCGGGCCGGGCGGUGCCGGCGGGGCCCGGCGAUGGCGCGCAGCGGGCGGGCGGUGGCCGCGGGGCUCGGCGCCGCCGGCAGGCACCUGGCUUCCUGUGGUAUUCUGAUGACCAGAAUUUCUUCUUUGCAAGUACCUGUAAUGAGCCAUGCCUUUUCAAGAAGUUUCUUCAACAUUGCUGCACCACUAGUAAAUAAAAGAAAAGAAUAUUCUGAAAGAAGAAUUAUAGGAUAUUCUAUGCAGGAAAUGUAUGCAGUUGUUGCUGUUGUGGAAGAUUACAAACUGUUUGUGCCAUGGUGUAAGAAGUCAGAUAUAUUAUCAAAGCGCUCUGGAUACUGCAAAGCACAGCUAGAAAUAGGAUUUCCUCCUGUUUUAGAAAGGUACACAUCAGUUGUUACCCUCGUGAGGCCACAUUUAGUUAAGGCAUCCUGCACAGACGGAAGGCUAUUUAAUCACUUGGAAACAGUGUGGCGUUUCAGCCCAGGUAUCCCUGGCUAUCCAAGGACAUGUACAUUGGAUUUUUCUAUUUCUUUUGAAUUUCGUUCACUUCUACACUCACAACUUGCUACGCUGUUUUUUGAUGAAGUAGUCAAGCAGAUGGUCACUGCCUUUGAAAGAAGAGCAUCCAAACUCCAUGGCCCAGAAACAAGCAUACCUCGGGAGUUAAUGCUUCAUGAAGUUCAUCAAACGUAAUGGGGAAAAUUUCAACAACCUCCAUUAUAAACUUGUUUGUACACUCUGUACAAGAGGUGGCAUGCUCCUUUUUGGGGCAUCUAUUUCAUAUCUGAGCUUUAUAUGUAAUUUUAUACUGUACAAAUCACGCACAUGUUCAGCUAGAUCAAUGUAGUCUAUUCAAGCUGCUAUCAAGUGCAAUUCAAAGUGUUAUCAGUAACAGACAAUUGGCAUCUACUGUUACACAAGAUAACUCAGGCUGCCGUUUAUUAACCUGCCAGUUUCUGUAAUCACAGUGUAAGCUCUGCCUUAUAAAACAAGCUAACGUUCUUUUCAGUGUUGUAAUAUAUUAACUCAAGUUUAAGUUAUUAGUAGCAUGAAUGUAAUUUACCAGCAUCACCUCAGUCAGCUCAGGCCAAGUGAAGGGAGAUUCUGACAUUUUAGCCUUAGGGAGUAGAGUACAGUGUGUCCAACAUCAACUAGCAGGUGCUUUUGAUCCACAUCGAUGACAAGGAUUAACUCAGGAGUCGCCAACUGCUGUUGAAUUCUGACCAGCAACUGUUAUAGAAAAAAAAAAAAAAAAGCAGCCUUAACACUGAGUUUUCGUAAUAGGUACCUAUAGUGCCAAGUACAGCACUUUCAGCUAUAUCCAGCGGUUCUUAGCUGUCUGGGCUCCAGACAGUGUUGUAUUUACAGUACAUUUGGCAGGCUGAAUUUGCCCACCUGCCCCUGUUUCACUGUUAGGCAUUGUAUUGAGGUUAUGCUACAUAAAUCUCAGCUAGUGCAAAACACGGUAAACGUCAGCUCAGCAAGCAUGACAGCACGGAGGCAUCAUCUUCUGUACCACAUAGCUGUGGAAGGAGGGAAUGAGCUGUCCUCCACUUCGCACAGCAUAAAUACAUCCAAGGCCACUGGUUAUUCAGUAAUGUGCAAUAUAGAGCUAGAUCUUAGUUGUCUCAUUUCAGUACUUAGCUUCCAUUUAUGUAUGGUACUAGCUAUCUUGAGCUGAUUUUCAGUAGUUCUGUUCCUUAGAUUAUUACUCUUUCCAGUCUCCAAAGAAACCUAAGUAAAUAAGGUUGGAAUAAAUUUAGUCUCCUCCCUAUGCACCUUCUUAAAUUACAGAAGGUCAUGAUGGAAUUAGGUGAAGCUUCAGAUGCAUUUCACAGCUGAAGCCAGUCUGCUCUUCCAAAGCAUCUGAAUUCAUGUGGUUACUACAGAAUAGGUGGCAACAUACUACAUAACGUACUAAGUUUCAGGAUAUAGACUGCCCUGCAGCAGUUUCAGAGCAUUUACACACUGUCCCAGAAAAAGCAAUUAAAAAUUCAUACAGGAUGUGUGAAAGAUGGUUUGUAGUUGUAGACAGCUAGAUUAAGUGGUCAGUUUUAAAGCACCUAGGAAGUUGCAAAACAAUUUUAUGUACUGAAACAAUGAAAGAAAAACAUACGUGAGUUUGGGAACACCAUUACUUGGAAGUGUUUGCAAAAUGGAGUUGGGAAGCAGAGAGAAAAGAUGUUAGGGUUAUUAGCUGUGUCAAGUCAGGAAACAGUAGGUGGCAUUCAAAGCUGUCUUUAAGUAUGAAACCACAUCUACUGCUGACAAUUUAAACAUAAUUCAGAAGGCUGGAAGACUAUAAGGCUCAAACCACAGAGAUAACUACAUAAUAUACCCAAGCAAAAGUAGUAUUUAAGAAGCUCAGAAGCGUUUCUUAGCUAAGACAACUUACCUGUUUCAUACCCUCAGGGCACUUGCCCUCCCACAGUACUGUGAAAGAGUCAGUCAGCCUGUUCCAGCAUGUGCAACGAGCAAUAUGAAAAGGGCAAAAUAAAGUCACUGCGCGUGCCUUGUUUUCACAGCAUUGUUUAAUAUUGCAAAGAACUGUUGUGGCAGCUCAGCUUAGAUACUUCUUACCAAAAUUUAAGUCACUCAUAUUUCCAAUUAACAUUUUUGACAGAGGAAUGUUUCUUGGAGAGUAAUGUCCUCCAGUUUUUCCAAGCACAAGAGUCAGAUUUCUAUUAAAUCUUAGAAGCGGGCUAUCAAGCUUCUCCCAGAACUGUGGCUUGGUGUACAGAUGAAUAAGGUGAUACAUUUCAUACUUUUUGAGCAGAUUGUUUUAUUACAUAAAGGUCACGUAAGUGUAUAUUUGUCUACUUUGUACACAAUUGUCUAGUCUCACGCACAGUGGCUUCCAAGUUCUUCCUAGUACUGGCAAGCACCAAUAAAUUCUGAAACAGAA
Messenger RNA from Anas platyrhynchos (mallard), 2978 nucleotides. It is a transcript of the gene COQ10B, whose product is annotated as coenzyme Q10B. Gene Ontology annotation, molecular function: ubiquinone binding. Gene Ontology annotation, cellular component: mitochondrion. Lineage: Eukaryota; Metazoa; Chordata; Aves; Anseriformes; Anatidae. The record is from RefSeq and is a predicted model, not a curated record. Gene Ontology annotation, biological process: cellular respiration.